AUGUCUGACCAUCCGCUCGAAGGCAGCGUCAACGGCUUGACAUCAAGCAAUGCACUACACAGUAACCGUCUUUCACAGGUGUCCAAUGGCAUAAAAGGUGGCAGCGUCGACGAUGCUUUUAUGUCUCGAGCUGAUGAGUUACAAAACCUCCUCGCCUCAGUUCUUGGUCGGCUCAUCCCCUUUAUUCGACAAGCCGAAUCGGAGCGCAAAGCACAUCAACUUCGUCAGCCCGUAUCUACAUCUUCCAUCCUUGAGCCACAUUCUCCUUCAGAGUUGCUCUCCAUCCUGACGUCAAACGGGACUCUGUCCCUGCCAGAUCGGGGCACUGGCCCACAUGGCCUCGUCAAUUCGCUAUCUUCAAUAUUGAAGUAUAGCGUCAACACCUCUGCCCCCGGUUUUCUUGACAAGCUAUACUCCGCCCCUUUACCUCCCGGAAUAGCGGCGGAUUUGAUUCUCAGCGUCCUCAACACAAAUGUACAUGUUUACCAGGUUUCCCCUGUGCUCUCACUCAUCGAGACCCACGUGACGAAAGCCCUUGCGGCGACGUUCGGCUUCUUGGGGCCGAGAGCCGGAGGAAUCAAUGUUCAAGGGGGGAGUGCGAGCAAUAUGACCAGCAUCGUUAUUGCGCGGAACACACUCUUUCCGGAUACGAAACAGUCAGGGAAUCAUGCUGGAGGAAGACAAUUGGUGAUGUUCACUUCCGAGCAUGGACAUUACAGUAUUGAGAAGGCUGCGCAACAAUGUGGCUUUGGGGCGGAAAGUGUCAUUCCCGUCCCUGUUCAUCCAUCAUCUGGAGAGAUGGAUCCCGAGGCAUUGGAGUCUCUGAUUGUGAGAGAAAAGAGCCGGGGUAAAACGCCAUUCUAUGUCAAUGCCACUGCCGGAACGACGGUGCUGGGAUCGUUCGAUCCAUUCCCUGCUGUUGCACAGAUUGCCGGAAAACACGGGUUAUGGAUGCACAUCGACGGCGCUUGGGGCGGAAGCCUUGUCUUUUCUGACAGUCUCCGCCAUACAAGAUUAAAAGGGUGUGAGCUUGCAGACAGCAUUGCCGUCAAUCCGCACAAGAUGCUAGGUGUACCAGUGACGUGCAGCUUCCUGUUGCUCAAGGAUCUCAAAAAUGCUCAUACGGCGAACACGCUCCGAGCGGGAUACCUGUUCCACGACGGCAAUGAAGACGAGCUACAGGCUGAACAACAGGAAUUGAACGGCCAUGACCGACUCGAAUCGUCCGACGAAGAUUGGGCCGCUCCAGACGAUCUCGCCGAUCUCACACUCCAGUGUGGACGCCGGGGAGAUAGCCUGAAACUCUUUCUCUCCUGGCAAUACUACGGAACACUGGGGUACACGUCCAAGGUUGAAACCGCGUAUUCGACCGCUUGUUACCUGGCAGACCUCGUGGACCAGAGUCCAGACCUGCUGCUGGUGAGCACGAACCCUCCGCCGUGUCUGCAGGUGUGCUUCUACUUCGCCCCGGGUGGCAAAAUGCUCUGUGAUAGUCCUACCAUCGGCAAUGACGAUGCCCAGGGUUACGGCAGCAACGGGGAAGACAAGGACAUAGACGUAGUCAUGGACAGACGAAGCAAGGCCAGCAAGCGCAACUCGGCCGUCACAAGCCGGAUAGCGCGGUCGCUGGUCUCUCGGGGCUUCAUGGUCGACUAUGCCCCUGCGCUGAGCCACGAGGUCGAAAUGGGCUCCUUCGUCCGCGCCGUGGUGAAUAUCUCCACCACCAGGGAGACGGUACGCCGGUUGGUAGAAGAAGUGCGAUCUUGCGGCCGCGAGGAAAUAUCUAGAGCCUGGUCGUCUUGA
Cladophialophora psammophila CBS 110553 is the source of this 1803-nucleotide messenger RNA. Its product is annotated as glutamate decarboxylase. Gene Ontology annotation, molecular function: pyridoxal phosphate binding; carboxy-lyase activity. The record is from RefSeq and is a predicted model, not a curated record. Lineage: Eukaryota; Fungi; Ascomycota; Eurotiomycetes; Chaetothyriales; Herpotrichiellaceae. Bases 1 to 1803 code for a protein of 600 amino acids. Gene Ontology annotation, biological process: carboxylic acid metabolic process. Gene Ontology annotation, cellular component: cytoplasm. The transcript has a single exon.